Messenger RNA from Rhipicephalus microplus (southern cattle tick), 1200 nucleotides. RefSeq names its product ras-like GTP-binding protein Rho1. Lineage: Eukaryota; Metazoa; Arthropoda; Arachnida; Ixodida; Ixodidae. The record is from RefSeq and is a predicted model, not a curated record.
AUGUUGAAGCCUCCGCAGCAGGUCUUCGACCUGCAGUUCUCAGCAUAUGCUCGUCGCGUCGUUCGCCAUCUCACCACAAGUACGACCGAGGCCUUGUUGACUCUCCUGUUUGGCGCAAAGCAUCUUGAAAACAGAAGACUACGCAUGUCUUCAGCUCGGGACACCGCCCAGCGACACAGCGCUCACUUCGGACAGCACGACUGUGGCAUCGCCACCUCGAAGCGCAGAGCACAGGGGGACGGCGAAAACCUGGUGAUUGCGAUUGAGAAGCGCCGUUUCGGACUUGCGGGCUUCCUGCGAAAUGCAUGCGACAUCGUCACGCACGGCCGCGAGCUCAUUUGCAAAGCGCCUCCGCUCCGCACCUGUGCCUUCUUCGCAAAACGCCUUCCGGUCGGGUCCUGCUAUCACCUUCGGCUGUUGUGCAAGGUUUACCCUAGGGGCAUCGGCGAGAGACCACAGAUAGCGGCGAUCCGAAAGAAACUCGUGAUAGUCGGAGACGGCGCAUGCGGUAAGACGUGUCUCGUGAUCGUCUUCAGCAAGGAUCAGUUCCCCGAGGUCUACUUGCCCACCGUCUUCGAAAACUGCGUAGCCGACAUCGAAGUCGAUGGAAAGCAGGUUGAGCUGGCCUUAUGGGACACAGCGAAGCAGGAGGACUAUGACCGGGUGCGGCCCCUGUCGUAUCCGGACACAGACGUGAUCCUCAUGUGUUUCAGCAUCGACUCCCCGGACUCUCUGGAGAACAUCCCGGAGAAGUUGACGCACGAGGUGCGCCACUUCUGCCCCAACAUGUCCAUCAUUCUCGUGGGGAACAAGAAGGACCUGCGCAGUGACCCGCACACGCUGCGGGAGCUUGCGAAGAUGAAGCAGAAGCCCGUGGCACCGGAGGAAAUGCGCACCAUGGCGGAAAAAAUACACGCCUACGGCUACCUUGAGUGCUCUGCCAAGACCAAGGACGGUGUGCGUGAGGUGUUUGAGACUAAAGCGAGGGCCGCCCUGCAGGUCAAGAGGCCGAAGAAGACAAAGUGCGUUCUGCUCUAGAGUUGAAAACCUUUUUUCCCGUUCCCGAUGAGAAGCCAGACUAGGGAGCUGGAGGUGCUUCUGUCGCUGAAGUGUCUUCGCCGCUUUGUUGUGCGCGCCGCCACCUUCUCUACGUUGAAGAAAAAGCUUCAGGGUCACCGUGAGUGACUUUUCGCUUCCUGA